Gadus chalcogrammus (walleye pollock) is the source of this 5344-nucleotide messenger RNA. It is a transcript of the gene tjp2a, whose product is annotated as tight junction protein 2a (zona occludens 2). The transcript has 24 exons. The coding region runs from base 1646 to 5275 and encodes 1209 amino acids. Gene Ontology annotation, molecular function: cell adhesion molecule binding. The record is from RefSeq and is a predicted model, not a curated record. NCBI's taxonomy places the organism in Eukaryota, Metazoa, Chordata, Actinopteri, Gadiformes, Gadidae. Gene Ontology annotation, cellular component: bicellular tight junction; plasma membrane. Gene Ontology annotation, biological process: protein localization to cell-cell junction; cell-cell junction organization; positive regulation of blood-brain barrier permeability.
CUGCUCCCUCUUUGGGCCUUCACCGCUGGUAACUCAGCCCGUGUCAUCGGUGUGACAUACAUAGUGCAACCAUUUUUUUUUUUUUUACUUUUUUUAUACAUUUUGUGUGAAAGGACUAUGACUGAAAUGUGAGGCAAACAGAAUAAUAUGAAGUACUCAUUUUCCGUUGUUGAGAAUAACCUGUUUCCCAUGAAUUAUUAGAUGGUCAAUCAGUCAACGAAUCCCAUCACAGAGAUGGCAGGGCCCAAAGGGACGUCUAAAGUUGACAACGUGUUUUUCUUUAAACCAUAAUAAUCCGACUGGGAUAAAAGCAACCAAAUUGAUAAUUUAUUCAUUACUUAAAGGAUUCAUGCAAAUAAUGAUCAAUACAUUUAUGUUCUGUCUGAUAACAUGAAAUAAACCUACACAUUACAUACAAUCUGAUGAAAAAGCACCAUUACCUUUCACACCAAAUCAGAGGUAAAUUGGGAUUAAUUUAGUUAGUGUUUCUACACACGCGUGUAGAUUCGUGUCAUGCCCCAAGGGUUACGUUCAAGCAUGUUUAAUGUUUUUCAGAUGAUUUUAAAUAAAACAAAGUCUGGUCUUGCGACAGUUCAUGUGUUUCAGGUCCGGCCAAUAACCCUCUUCAACAUAUUCUGGUUCACCCUUGCCCUUCUGUCUAAUUGCCUCCCACCGACCAAUGGGGUAGCCCCCUCUCACGUCAGCUGAGAUUAAGCAGAAAUAUGUCUCUGGAAGCCCCAUUGUUCUCACUGUUUGUCAGGUUAUUUAGGGUAGUGGAGCUACUUUGCAUGAGAAUAGAUUCCACUUGUUCAGGAAUGUUGUGUUGACUUUAUACAUAGUUCAGCUUUUUAAUGGCAACAGUUGUUUAUUCCGUUUUGAAGUGUAUUUAUUUUUUCAUAUUUAUUAGCAAUAAAUCGAUCAGGCUAUUGUUAUUAUUGUUAUUAUUAUUUUAACCUAAUUAAAAUGUAUAAUCUGCAAAUAGUUUUGACUUAUAACCAACUUGUACGUUCAGGGGGAUUUCUAGGGCGCAUCUUCAUUCUUAAAAGUGUCCAAUGUGUCCUUCGAUGAGCAUCGUCAUACGGAACGCACGCGCCCAGAAACACAAACCCACGAACACACACAAUAGGUCAUUGUGUGUUAGGUUCUCGGGCGAGUCUGUUUUUUCCGGACCUUUUGAGUGCAACUGCUUUUCCUCCUCCGCGCUCGUCUGGGGAGCUCACAGUAGGCUCCCUUAAAAAAAUCAAUGCGAUUUUGGAAGAAUCCAUCUUGGCAACAUCGUAGUUUAUUGCGCAAACUAACCUGACCGUUUUUUAUCGAUGGGAGUGCGGUAGUCCUUAUUCGGUUUAGCAAAACAUAUUUUCAGGAAACUAUUACUUUCAGGAAACUAUCUUUAACCCAUCUCUUUGGACUUGCCGUUGGAUAAACACGACCCCUGCUCAGUUGGUACACCCUAAACCUUCGGGGCACGGCGCUACAUUUUUUAGUUGUGGAUAUUCUAAGCUUUUGGAGUAGUACCUCCAUGAAAUAUUGAGCCAUGUCGGCUUGUAUACAACCCUACUGUUGAGAUACCCUACGGAAGGUGACAUCGGAUUACAGAAUUUUGUACUUUAUUAAUCAUCUUUGGAAGUCCAGUUCAAAGUCCACGAUGCCCGUAAACGGAGGGGGUCUCCUCUCUUUGAGCCGAUACGCGACACAGUAUUUCAACAACCCAGCCAUGGAGGAGACCGUAUGGGAGAUGUACACUGUCACCCUGCAGAGGGAUUCAAAGAUGGGCUUCGGCAUCGCCGUCUCCGGGGGACGGGACAACCCCAACGAGGACAGCGGGGAGACGUCCAUCGUGGUGUCGGACGUCCUGAAAGGAGGCCCCGGGGACGGCCUGUUGUUUGAGAAGGACCGAGUGGUUCAGGUGAACGCCAUCCCUAUGGACGGAGUGGUGCACUCCUUCGCUGUGCAGACCCUCAGAAAGUGUGGGAAAGUAGCAAAGAUCACGGUGAAGCGCCCCAGGACCAUCCCGGCCUCCUCCGCCAACCGCCCGCCCUCCCCCGACGACCGCGUGUUCCACAACGACUACAACGACGACUACAACUACGACCAAGACCGCCGCAGCGUCUACAGCGGGGGUCCGCGGGACCACAGCCCCGAGAAGGAGCGCGGCGGCGGCGGCGGCUACACGGACUCGGGCUACCAGACGCGGGAGCGCGACUACGACAACCACAAGGACUACGACCGCGGCGGCGGCGAGCGCGGGCGCAGCGCGGACCGCGACCUCAGCCCCGACCGGCCCUACCGCCGCGACGGCAGCAGGGGCCGCGUGCUGGAGCACGAGCGCAGCCCCGACCGCCGUUACCGUAGCGACCACGCGCUGGAGCGGGAGUACAGCCCCGACCGGCGCUACCGCAGCGAGCGCACCCUGGACCGCGACCACAGCCCCGACCGGCGCUACCUGGGCGACAGUCCCAGCCGGGGGUCCCGGGACCCCAGCUACGAGCGGAACCGGCCCCGGGCCCCCAGCGAUCGUAGCGACCGGGACCGGGACUACCGCGAGCCCAUGAAGCGUGGCGGCAGCCGGGACCGCCUGGACCGCUCGCCCUCCCCCCCGCCCCCUGCCCUGAGCAUCCCCCUGCCCCGCCCCGCCUUCCGGGACCUGGAGCCCCUGGAGAAGCCCGUCAGCGUGCUGCUGCUCAAGAACCGGCCCAACGAAGAGUAUGGUCUGCGUCUGGGCAGCCAGCUCUUCAUCAAGGAGAUGACCAGCACCGGGCUCGCUAGCAAGGAUGGGAACCUCAAAGAAGGAGACAUCAUUCUCAAGAUCAACGGCACGGUGACGGAGAACCUGUCACUUAGCGACGCGGGGAAGCUCAUCGAGAAGUCGCGCGGGAAGCUGCAGCUGGUGGUGCAGAGAGACAGAAGCCAGGUGCUGGUUCGAAUCCCAGCGAUGGCCGACAGCGACUCGGAGCUCGAUGACAUCUCUGAGAUUGAGUCCUACCACUCGUACUCCCCACAGGACGACCGGCCGACCCACCACUCAGAUCUCUCCUCUCACUCGUCCAAUGAGAGGCUCCGAGACAAGACCAGCGAGGACCCACCCAGCAGGCUGGCCAAGAUGGGCGCCAUGCCAACGCCAUUCCGGGCUCCUGAUAGGUCCGCGGAGGACCUGCCCCCUUUGGCACCUGACAGGGAGGAGCCCAGGUCUGAGACUCCCCCAGCGCCGGUUGCAAGGGUUAUUCCCAAGAUUCACGGUCUGCCAAAGUUGCCACUCAAGCCAAGCGCAGAGGACCAGGAAAUAUACGGGCCCAACACGGUGAUGGUGCGCUUCCAGAAGGGCGACAGCGUGGGUCUGCGGCUGGCGGGCGGUAACGAUGUGGGCAUCUUCAUCGCCGGCGUCCAGGAGGACAGCGCCGCAGAGAAGGAGGGGCUCCAGACCGGAGACCAGAUCAUGAAGGUGAACAACAUGGACUUCCGCGGCAUGGUGCGAGAAGACGCGGUGCUCUACCUCCUGGAGGUUCCCAAAGGGGAGGACGUCACCAUCCUGGCCCAGAGCAAACCAGAAGUGUACAAGGACAUCCUGACGUCGGGCCGGGGCGACUCGUUCUUCAUCCGGACCCACUUUGAGUACGAGAAGGAGGCUCCGCAGAGCCUGGCCUUCUCCCGGGGCCAGAUCUUCAAGGUCACGGACACGCUGUACGACGGCAAGCUGGGCAACUGGCUGGCCAUCCGCACGGACAAGGAGAACCAGCUGCUGGAGAAGGGCGUCAUCCCCAACAAGAGCAGGGCGGAGCAGAUGUCCAACGUGCAAAACGCCCAGCGGGCCGCCGCCGGCACGGACCGGGGGGACUUCUGGAGGCUGAGGGGUCAAAGGGCGGCCAAGAAGAAGGACCUCCGCAAGAGCCGGGAGGACCUGAGCGCCGCGCCCGUCUCCACCCGCUUCCCCGCCUACGAGAGGGUGGUGCUACGAGAAGCUGGGUUCAGGAGGCCCGUGGUUCUGUUCGGACCCAUCGCUGACGCCGCCAACGACAAGCUGGGAAACGACCUGCCCAAUGAAUUUGUCGUCGCCAAGACUGAACCCAAGGACGCAGGCAGUGAGAAGUCUUCAGGCGUGGUCAGACUCAACACAAUUCGACAGCUCAUUGAACAGGACCUGCACGCCCUGCUGGACGUCACGCCCAAGGCGGUGGACACCCUGAACUACACCCAGUGGUACCCCAUCGUGGUGUUCCUCAACCCGGACAGCAAGCAGGGCGUCAAGGCCAUGCGCAACCGCCUGGUGCCCGGCUCCAACCGCAGCGCGCGCAAGCUGUACGAGCAGGCCGUCAAGCUGAGGAAGACCUGCUCCCACCUCUUCACCUCAACCAUCGACCUGAACUCUGCUAAUGACGCGUGGUACGGCAGUGUGAAGGACUCCAUCCGGGAACAGCAGGAGAGAGCCGUCUGGGUGUGCGAGGGCAAGCUGGACGGUUCGGAGGAGGACCUGGACGUCCACGACGACCGCAUGUCCUACCUGUCGGUGAUGAGCGUGGACUACCUGAGCAUGGACAGCCGCAUGACCAGCGACUACGAGGACACCGCCGACGAGGGCGGAGCCUACACGGACAAUGAGCUGGACGAGACGCUGGAGCUGGAGCCCCAGCCCGUCUCCGCCAUCGGACGCUCCUCGGAGCCCGUUCUGCCCGACGAGAAGUCUCACCCUGAGCCCAGGGCUCGGAUGAGGAGGUCGGGCAGCCGGGAGGCUCUGACCCAAGACCCCAGCCCUCCCCCCUCCUUUGUCCCUGAGCCCCCCAAGCAGGUGCGCAUCCAGAGCCGCACCGAGUCGUCGCGCGGCUACGACUCCCACUCCAGCAGCACCCUGAGCAGCGAGGCCCCGGGGGCCGGCCGGCCCCUGCCCCCCCCCGUGGCCCUCAAGCCCACCUACGGGGCGCGCCCGGCCGAGGAGCCGGGGCGUGAGGAGGAGGACCCCGCCAGCCGCUCCUUCAUGGGGAAGGUGAAGGCGUUCGAGAAGAUGGACCAUCUGGCCAGAGCCCAAAGGCUGGUGGAGCUGCAGGAGGCUGAGAACGCUCGGCUGGAGAUCGCCCAGAAGCACCCUGACAUCUACGCUGUGCCCAUGAAGCCACCGAAGCCCAACGCCAACCGACCUCAGCCCAUCGGCUCCAGCUCCAACCCGGAGCCCCAGUCGAGGGGGGGGCAGUACGACGAGGACGAGGAGGAGUACCGCCGGCAGCUGGCCGAGCAGACCAAGCGAGGGCACUACAACCCCCAGAAGUACAAGGACACGGAGCUGUAGGUCACAUGACCCCGCGGUCACAUGACGGCCUGCUGCAGCCAAUGACAUUGUCCAGUCCCCCCCUCCCCC